AUGGCGAAAAAUCUCAAAAGGCUUUCUAAAAAGGAGCGUUACUGUACAGAUUCUUUGAACAUUAUCGAGCGCAUGGUUGCAAAUUAUUCAGAUGAAACAGACAGGGACAAAUUGGACACUUGGAUGGACAGGUUAGAAUCGAUAUUUAGUCAGUAUGAGGAAAUUAGGCUUGAGAUGGAUUUAUUAGACGAUAGUGAGGUUGCGCUGAAACGCUCGGAUAGUGUUAACGUGAAUGAUGUUACGAUUGCCGGAGAUCAAAUUCAGACUUCUCGGGAGGAAUUUGAAGUAGCCUAUUUGAGAUUAAAAGCUUUUCUCCAAUCAGAAAUGCGGAAACGCUCGUGUGCCUCCGACCAAGCAAAUGUUAGCCAUGCUGAGCAGGCACCCAUAUCCCAACCAGCUCAAUUCCGAGUGAAACUGCCGGAGAUUAGACUUCCUCUUUUCGAUGGGUCUGUUAAGGAAUGGCCAACUUUUAGAGAUUCAUUCAAGUCAUUGAUCGAUUCCGCUCCUCAACUCAGCAGCAUAGAUAAAUUUUCAUAUUUAAUUUCGGCGCUUUCCAAGGAAGCUAAACGUGUGGUUGAGGUUAUCGAUGUGACGUCAGAAAAUUAUUAUGUGGCUUGGGAGAUGCUUCAAAGACGGUACGAGAACAAAUAUUUGAUUGUUAAGUCCUACGUCGAUUCCCUGUUUGCGGUAGAGCCUAUGAAAAAAGAGUGUCACGAAUCACUGAACCAUCUUAUCGACGAAUAUGAGAGAAAUUUGAUGAUGCUAGAAAGGGUAGGAGAAGAAACGGAAAAUUGGAGUACAUUGCUAAUUUUUAUGUUGAGCUCACGACUCGAUCCAGUUACCAUGCGUCAUUGGGAAUCUCACCGCAAAUCAAAAAAUGUCCCAACCUACUACGAACUGACUGAUUUUUUGCGUAGUCAUAGUCUUGUUCUACAAUCUGUCGCGGCGUCCAAAACUCGCACGGUUGAUACUCCUCGAUCAUUUUCCUCUUCACUUCGAAGCACAUUUACUAAAUUGAACUCCGCUCAUCCUGCAAUCUCGCCUCCUCAAAAGACCUGUCCAUUCUGCAAACAUUCUUUCCAUUCUUCAUUUAAUGGUGAAGCAUUUCGCAAGAUGACGGCAAUCCAACGAUUCGAAGCUGCAAAAAAGAACGCAUUAUGCAUAAACUGUCUUUCGCCGGCGCAUCUAGUGAGAAACUGCACAAGUGGAGCCUGUCGUGUGUGCAACCAGAAACACCAUACAAUGCUGCAUCAACAGACUAAUUCGUCAAAUAGCCAAAUUAACCAUACCCAGCCUAACAAACCCUCUUUGUCCGGAAUGCAACCAUCUCCUUCGUCAUCCACUCCGACCAAGCUCUCAAUACCUUCGCAGUCACGCAACCUGCCACAAUCUACUGAGAACCAAGUCCCCACAGUCUCCGCUCUCUCAACCAACCACUUGUCGUCACCUUCCGACAUUAUUCGUGGACAACUUCCUUCGACUGUGUUACUCUCGACGGCGCUCGUGAAAGUGUUUGACUCUUGCGGAAGGUUCAUCUGGGCCCGUGCUCUUCUCGACUCAGGAUCGCAACUAAAUUUCGUAUCGGAGCAACUGAUCCAGAAAUUAGGACUCAAACGUGUACGAGAAUUCGUUCCAAUCAGCGGCGUUGGACUCUCGUCUACAGCAUCCAAACAUUCUACUAUCGUUCGCCUUCAGUCCCAUCGCGCUGAUUUCGAAGCAUGCUGGAAAUUCCACGUACUUUCAAAAAUUACAAUGGAACUACCAUCCCAAGCAGUUGACAUGUCCCGACUGAACUGGCCACUUAACAUCGUCUUAGCAGACCCAACUUUCCAUCAACCCGGUCCUAUCGAUCUAAUAUUUGGAGUGGAAAAUUUCUACGAUCUGUUGCGGGAGGGACAGAUCAAAAAUAGUCAUGAGGAACCUCUAUUGCAGAGUACCGCUCUUGGGUGGGUGGUGUCAGGCCGAGUCAACGUAGUUGCUUUACCGUCGUUCACGAGCUUCGCACAUAUGUGUAGUACACCGUCAUUAGAAGAACAAUUAACACGCUUCUGGGAGAUUGAAGCUUGUCAUUCGAAAAGCACAUUAUCGUUAGAGAAGUCUGCUUGUGAAGAACAUUUCGCAACCAAUACUAUUCGAAAUUCUUCAGGUCGUUUCGUCGUCGCCUUGCCAAAGAGAAGUUCAGUGAUCGCAGAGCUAGGAAACUCAAAGGCCAUUGCUACUCGUCGCUUUCUUUCCCUCGAACGUCGCCUUACUGCAAAUCCUGUACUGAAAGAAGCUUAUUCUGAAUUCAUUCACGAGUACGCCCAGCUCGGGCAUAUGAAGCUGAUUAAUGAUAUUGCCGAUUCUGAUCGAUCCUCUCCGUCCUAUUAUUUGCCUCACCAUUGCGUCGUCCGACCAGAUAGCAUCACCACUAAACUCCGUGUGGUCUUCGAUGCUUCGUGCUCCACAGACACAGGAGUGUCUUUAAACGACUUACUAAUGGUCGGUCCACUCGUGCAGGAUGACCUUCUUACCAUUAUCCUACGAUUUCGGAUGCCACAGUUUGCUAUCAUCUCUGACAUCGAAAAGAUGUAUAGGCAAAUUCUGGUCUGUGACAAUGAUCAGCCACUCCAACGAAUAUUAUGGAGAGACUUACCAUCACAACAGAUUCUGAGCUACCAGCUAACAACGGUUACGUACGGUACAUCAUCAGCUCCUUACCUCGCAACAAAGAGUCUCCAGAGACUGGCUGAAGACAGUUCGGAAAAGUUUCCAGUAGCAGCAGAAGUCAUCCGACGAGACUUUUACAUGGACGAUAUGCUUAGUGGGGUCGACAGCGUGGAAGAAGGCCAAGAACUCUGUAGGCAGUUGAUUCAUGUGAUGAACUCUGCUGGAUUUCAGCUCCGGAAAUGGGCUUCAAAUGAGCCCAAGGUUCUAGAAGGAAUUCCACUCCCCCUAAGGGACGAACGAACUAUUUUCGACCUCGACUCGUCGGUUUCGCCGAUAAAGACACUGGGUUUGCAGUGGGAUACAUCGACAGAUGCAUUUCUUUUCGAAGCUCCGAAGCACAGUGAACAGAUACCAAUAACCAAACGCGUGGUUCUGUCGGAUAUCGCUCGGCUUUUUGACCCUCUGGGGUUAGUUGGGCCAAUCGUCGUCUUAGCAAAACUGUUCAUGCAAGAGCUUUGGCGAGAAGGAAAAAAUUGGGAUGAUGCGCUUUGCGAUUCUCAUCAACGUUAUUGGUCAGAAUUUCGCGAUGAUCUUCACGCUCUUUCGUUAAUGAAAAUACCUCGAUGGGUCGUGUCUACACCAUACGCUGUUUGUUUGGAGCUACAUGGGUUUUGCGACGCUUCGGAGAAGGCGUACGGCGCUUGCAUUUACGUCCGCGCAGUCUCUUCCAGCGGAAGCAUCCACGUUAACUUGCUGACCGCCAAAUCUAAGGUGGCACCGAUUGGAAAAACGAAAAAAGAUGGUACCGUCUGUUUGCCACGUCUGGAGCUCUCUGCAGCCCUCUUGCUAAGCCAUCUCGUCGAAAAGGUUCAAUCUAGCCUAAACCUUAAAGGUAGCAGUUUCUUCUGGACCGAUUCAACUAUAGUCCUUGCCUGGCUCUCCGCCAGUCCAUCGCGCUGGAAAACUUUUGUGGCAAAUCGGACCUCAGAAAUCCAGCGAAUCACAACCAAAGGCAUCUGGGCACAUGUUCCAGGUACAGAAAACCCAGCAGAUGUCAUUUCGAGAGGAAUAUCACCAACACAGCUACACGAUUUCGUUCUGUGGUGGAGUGGGCCGCCAUGGCUCUCGAUGCCGUCUCGAUUUUGGUCACCAUUUACACGCCCCUCCGCAGAAACAUUCACUCCCGAACAACUAGAAGAACGAGUGAUUGCCCUUCCAAUUCAGGUCCAGCCUCCUAAUGAGUUGUUUCUGCGUUAUUCAUCCUUCAACAAACUCGUACGUGUUGUAUCGUGGAUCCAAAGAUUCAGUUUUAACUCGAGGAUUCAGAACCGUUACGGAAGGAAACCCGGGUUUCUUUCAGUAAUUGAAAUUAAACAGGCUACACACUGCCUGGUGAAACUCGCUCAGGAUGAAAGAUUCUCUCAGGAUCUCGCGGAAGUAGCUCUAAAUGGGCAAGUCAAACAGAAUUCUCGAUUGAAAACUCUUACUCCAAUACUAACGAAUGGCGUAUUGCGUGUCGGUGGCCGGCUGCGCCAUGCUCCCGUAAGCUACGACCAACGGCAUCCGAUGAUCCUGCCGGACAAACAUCCUUUCACUGAGCUACUAGUAGUUCACUACCACCGAAAGCUUUUACAUGCUGGUCCGCAGUUGCUAAUUGCCACCAUUCGUGAAAGAUUCUGGCCGCUGCGAAUAAGAAACCUUGCCCGCCAAGCUGUUCACUCCUGCGUCAGCUGUUUUCGUUGCAAACCUAAGAUCCUGCAACAGUUAAUGGGUGAACUUCCACCGGAGCGCGUUACACCAGCAUUCCCGUUUCUCCGCACGGGUUUGGAUUACUGUGGACCUUUUUAUUAUCGUCAAUCUCGCCGAGCUGCCCCUGUUAAAUGUUUUGUUUCCAUUUUCGUAUGCCUUGUAACGAAGGCGGUCCACAUUGAGUGCGUUGGAGACCUAUCGACCAACUCAUUCCUAGCUGCUCUGAAACGGUUUGUCGCUCGCCGAGGGAAACCAGAGUUGAUUGAGUGCGACAAUGCAACCAACUUUAAAGGAGCUCAACGCGAACUGAACGAUUUAGCCCAACUAUUCGUAUCUCAGCAGCACCAAGAACUGAUCACUACCAACUGUACGGAAAAUGGGAUUACGUUCAAAUUCAUACCUCCUAGAUCCCCAAAUUUCGGCGGGCUCUGGGAAGCAGCCGUCAAGUCGCUGAAGAAACACUUGCGCAGCACGGUCGGCAAUGUUGUACUGUAUCAGGACGAAUUUCUUACUACACUAACUCAAAUUGAAAGUUGCCUAAAUUCUCGUCCACUCACUCAGCUCAGUUCGGACCCUAACGAUCUGGAAGUGCUUACUCCUGGGCAUUUCUUGGUACAUCGAUCACUGGCCGCCAUUCCAGAACCAAGUCUCGAAGAUGUGCCUUCCAACCGCUUAGACCGAUGGCAGCAAACACAGGAAUACGUCCGGCGAAUUUGGAAGCAGUGGCAGUCGGAAUAUUUGUCCGGGUUGCAGCCUCGUACUCAAUGGACUCAACAACGAGACGACAUUUCGGUGGGUACCAUGGUACUGGUGAAGGAAGAAAACCUUCCACCACUUAAAUGGAAAUUCGGACGAAUACUACAAGUCUUCACGGCUGAUGAUGGCAACAUCCGGGUAGUAACCGUUAGGACGAAGGACGGUGAAUUUCGUCGUGGAAUCUCCAAAAUCUGCGUAUUGCCCAUUCAGAGACCUACGGAAUACCUCGAUGAUGAAGCCACUGAUCCACACGAAGGAACCUAG
Molecule: messenger RNA, 5418 nt
Organism: Topomyia yanbarensis
Lineage: Eukaryota; Metazoa; Arthropoda; Insecta; Diptera; Culicidae
Exons: 1
Coding region: 1-5418 (1805 amino acids)
Biological process (GO): DNA integration
Molecular function (GO): nucleic acid binding
Source: RefSeq, a predicted model, not a curated record